This is a messenger RNA of Trichoderma citrinoviride, 549 nucleotides long. RefSeq names its product acyl-CoA N-acyltransferase. The record is from RefSeq and is a predicted model, not a curated record. The transcript has a single exon. Lineage: Eukaryota; Fungi; Ascomycota; Sordariomycetes; Hypocreales; Hypocreaceae. Bases 1 to 549 code for a protein of 182 amino acids. Gene Ontology annotation, molecular function: acyltransferase activity, transferring groups other than amino-acyl groups.
AUGGCAACCCCAAACCUCCAAUUCCGUCUAGCAACUCCAGAAGACGCGGGGCAACUUCAGCAACUCGUUCAGUCCGCAUUUCGCGCCGAAGACAGCAGGCCAGGUUGGACCGGAAAUGCAGAACUGGCGUCGAGUUUCCAGAUAGGCGUCGAGGAAGUUCUGCCCAAGAUUGUCAAUCCGAAUAAUGUGAUUCUCAUGGCCCUGGACGAAGCAAAUACACUUGUUGCUUCCAUCGAGGUCGCGAAGCGUGACAACAACUGCGGUCGGCUGUCUAUGAUAGCAGUUGACCAACGAUUCCAGCAGAACGGCGUUGGUCGCCUUCUUCUGGCCUAUGCUGAGGAUUACUGUCGCCGGACUUGGAAUGCAGAAAGAUUCUCGCUUAACGCACUUUCAACGCGCAAGGCGCUGAUUGAGUGGUAUAUGCGCCGAGGCUAUCGGAAGACGGGCGAAACGACGGCCUUUCCUCGAGCGAGGUUCAGCAAUCUGGAGCUACCCGAUGACAUAUGCUUUAUCGAGAUGGAGAAGGAAUUCGGCAUCGAUAACGAAUAA